Messenger RNA from Gavia stellata (red-throated loon), 866 nucleotides. It is a transcript of the gene SNX22, whose product is annotated as sorting nexin 22. Lineage: Eukaryota; Metazoa; Chordata; Aves; Gaviiformes; Gaviidae. The record is from RefSeq and is a predicted model, not a curated record. The coding region runs from base 4 to 540 and encodes 178 amino acids. Gene Ontology annotation, molecular function: phosphatidylinositol phosphate binding. The transcript has 6 exons.
GCGAUGAUCGCCGUCUCCAUCCCGGCGGCGGAGCCUCAGGCGGCGGCGCGCAGCCCCGAUAAGGCGCACACGGUGUUCAGGGUGGAGGUGCUGUGCAAUGGACGGCGGCACACGGUGGUGAAGCGCUACAGUGAGUUCCAGGCACUGCACAAGCGGAUCAAGAAGACCUGCAAGGUCCCUGACUUCCCCCCGCGCCAUGUCCCCAACUGGAUGCCCAAAGUGCUGGAGCAGCGCCGGCAGGGCCUGGAGCUUUACAUCCGGGGUGUCCUGUACCACAACGAGGAGCUGCCUCAGGAUGUGCUGGACUUCCUGAAGGUGCGGCAUUGCCAGCAAGACCCCAAGGCCAGCAGCCCCCUCACCGGCCAUGUGCCCUCCCAGCGGCCAGUCGUUGGCUUCUACACCGACCCCUACGCACAGCCCCCGGGCACCGACCUGCUCCCUGACACCGUCCUCAGCGGGGUGCUGCAGGGCCUCUACAUCCCCCCGAGCUGCACCCCCUGCCAGGCAGCACCCCGAGCCCCCAGCCCACUGGGCUCCUGAGCACUGCCCCCCCCCAGCACCCAGGGCCACGGUGGCAAGCUGCCGGGCAAUGGGAAGGACCCCUGCGGUAAAAAUAACUCCCCUCUGGAGAAGCUGGAGCUGGGAUGGGGCAGGAAAACAGGGGGAGAAGCCAAGGGGUACAGUAGGAGGCACAGCUGCUCUCCAGGCCCACCACCAUCCAAAGCACCUUUGUUGGGAGAGCAGGAGCUCUGCCUUCUGCCCUGGUGUUUUGGCGUUGCAGUAGGAGCCUUCGGAGGCUGAACCACACUGGAAAACCCCUCAGCAUCUGGACUUUGGUGCAAUAAAUCACUUGGGCUUGACCGGCA